CAAGACUAGCCCCUUUCUUGACAUACGGUCAACCGUCAGCGACCACAAUAUGGCAACGACAACGUCCACCAAAGACCGGAAUCUGCUCGCAGUCAUUGGGGACGAGGACUCCAUCACUGGUUUACUUCUCGCUGGCAUUGGGCAUAUAAACGACAAACAGAAGAAGAACUUUCUAAUCGUAGAUUCCAAAACACAGGUGUCGACUAUCGAGGCGGCCUUUCAGGAAUUCACGGAACGGAAAGACAUUGCCAUUCUGCUAAUAAACCAACAUAUUGCCGAGAAAAUACGGCCAACAGUUGACAAGUACCAGCAGGCGUUCCCGGCACUGCUGGAAAUACCCUCAAAAGAUCAUCCUUACGACCCUUCCAAGGACUCGGUCCUUAAACGUGUUCAGAAACUCUUUGGAGAGUGAUAGUCGUGAUAUCCGUAUACAUGGACUUGGAUGCUCCCAGUUGUAUUAUAAUGAUACAAUUCUUCAACAACCCCAACCGCUUGCCCAAUUUCCGGACCAAAAUCGAGAAGCAUUACGCAUACCACCGUCUGACAGGUUCGCUCUC
Messenger RNA from Guyanagaster necrorhizus, 557 nucleotides. RefSeq names its product vacuolar ATP synthase. Gene Ontology annotation, cellular component: proton-transporting V-type ATPase, V1 domain; fungal-type vacuole membrane. The transcript is spliced from 5 exons. Lineage: Eukaryota; Fungi; Basidiomycota; Agaricomycetes; Agaricales; Physalacriaceae. Gene Ontology annotation, molecular function: proton-transporting ATPase activity, rotational mechanism. The record is from RefSeq and is a predicted model, not a curated record. Bases 50 to 412 code for a protein of 120 amino acids. Gene Ontology annotation, biological process: proton transmembrane transport.